Caenorhabditis angaria is the source of this 3789-nucleotide messenger RNA. The record is from the annotation of a GenBank genome assembly. NCBI's taxonomy places the organism in Eukaryota, Metazoa, Nematoda, Chromadorea, Rhabditida, Rhabditidae.
AUGGUGAUGGAAGUUGACGAGGCAGUUUCGGCGACAACAUCAGCAAAUAAUACAUCGAAUACAAAUGAUGUUGAAAUGGACACAUCUGAAGGACCGAUUGAGAGAGAUGAAAUUUUUGGUGAGCAAUGGAUGGGGUUAGGGGAAAUUGGGUGAAAAUCUUGGGGUUCUAGGUGGAAAAGGAAGAUUUCUGAUAUUAUUUUGUCAAGUUUUGAAACUGAAUCUCAAUUUUUCUUCAUGAAAUUGCUGACGAAUUUGUGUCUCAAAGAUGCAUCACAGAAGCCACGUGUUUCUGGUGAUUCUUGACGGCAAUAUUAUAUUAAAAAGUUGCUAAGAAUAAGGAAAUGGUGCUGAAAAAUCCUGAAAUUUUUGGCGUAAGGUCCCUAGAUUUCGACCUCCAAAACCUUGUUUUUUUUAGCCACUAGUUCUUCAAAUCUUAAAAAUUAGGAAUUUCUGGCUGAAAAACCCUGAAGGUUCCUGAAAUUCUAUCCUCGGAUAUCACCUAAAAACCCGUAAUUUCAUUCAGAACCAGUCGAUCAAAUUCAAUGGAAAUUCAACCAAGUCAAAGGCAACAUUGACAAUGAAGGUUGUCACACCGAAGCCGACAUCAUUUCCUGUGUCGAAUUCUCGCAUGACGGCGAAUAUUUGGCGACGGGAGACAAAGGCGGACGAGUUGUCAUUUUUCAACGAGAUCAAAGUGGAAAAUAUGUUAAAGGAGUCAGAUCGCGCGAAUAUAACGUAUAUUCGACUUUUCAAUCACACGAACCUGAAUUUGACUAUUUGAAAUCACUGGAAAUUGAUGAGAAGAUUAAUCAGAUUCGUUGGUUGAAGAAGAAGAAUGCGGCUAAUUUUAUUUUAUCGACAAAUGGUAUGGUGGAUUUUCAGAAGGGGUUUGGUUUGGGGAGCGGGAGGCUACUUUUUGGCCUGAAAAAUUAGAAUUUGAUAAUGUUUUUAUGAUAAUUUUGAGCGGAAAAUCACUGGGUUUUGUUAUAGAAUUCUUUGAAACUUUUGAGAUGUUCUUGAGCUCUAAAUUCAGGAUUUUAAAUUCCAAAAUUCGUGAUUUCCUAAUUCUCUCCAAGAUUUCCAAAGUUCAAGCCAAAUCUCAUUUUUUGUUUCUUGCAGACAAAACAAUCAAAUUGUGGAAAAUUAGUGAGCGUGAACGAAAAAUUGCCGAAGAUUGCUGGAAUUUGCCAAGAAACAAUAGAAUUAAGUGAGUUUGUUUUUUGGUCGAACAUCUUGGCUCAGAAUUGCAGGUGUAUUCUGAAAUCCAUGAAAUCCACGUGGAUUUCUGAAUUAUCCCUUUUCAGCAAACAAAUCUCAUAUACAUAUUUUCAGCACUUCCUCAUUUCGCGGUCGCCUUCAAAUUCCCUCAAUUGUUCCCAUGGAAUUGAUUGUUGAAGCGAGUCCGAGAAGAGUUUAUGGAAAUGCACACACCUAUCAUGUUAAUAGUAUUUCGGUGAACUCGGAUCAGGUAAGAUAUUUAUAAAUUCGAAUUUUUCUCGAUAUUUGGAAAAUUUUGAGUCUAAUUAUGUGUAGUUUCGGAUUCCACGUGGGAUUUGAAACAUUUUGAGCCCCAAUUUGAUGGAAAUUUAAAUUCUCUUUAAAUUUGAGCAAUUUUGGGUUCGAUAUAAUUAGAAAACCGUGUGGAAUUAGAAAAAUAUCGAGUUUCAAUCCAUUACGGACUCGAAAUUUCGGAUUUACAAUCCAAAAAUCAGAUAUUUUCUGUCAAAAUUCAAAUUUUGCUAAAAAAACCCUCUGUUUUCUAGGAAACAUUUUUGUCGGCCGACGAUUUGCGGAUAAAUUUAUGGAAUCUGGAAAUCACCAAUGAAAGUUUUAGUGAGUUUUAAAACCAUUUGCAAAUAUGAAAUGCAUGCUUCCAUUAUUUUUCACACAACAACCUCUCUAUUUUUCUAGAUAUUGUCGAUAUCAAACCAACAAAUAUGGAAGAAUUGACCGAAGUCAUAACAGCCGCCGAAUUUCAUCCAACCCAAUGUAAUUGGUUUGUCUAUUCAUCGUCAAAAGGAUCAAUUCGACUUUGUGAUAUGAGAGAUCGAGCAUUGUGUGAUGCGUAUGCUAAAAGUAAGGAUUUUUCUCAAAAUUUGGGUCUUGAAAUGGGGAUUUCGGGUUGAUUUAUUUAAAAAAACACUUCCAAUUUUCAGUCUGAAAUGAAAAAAGUUUUAUUUAAAAUUCAAAAGAAAAAACUCACAAACAGUUCUAAUUUUUGCCCAAAAAAUCUACCAAAACACUUUAUUUUCCUCCCCCCUUAAUCUCUUUGAUUUUUUUCAGUAUUCGAAGAACCUGAAGACCCACAAUCUCGUUCAUUUUUCUCCGAAAUCAUAGCAUCGGUCAGCGAUGUGAAAUUCUCGCACAAUGGUCGAUAUUUGUUGACUCGCGACUAUUUGACAGUCAAAGUUUGGGAUUUGAAUAUGGAAUCAGAACCUGUCGAAACGUAUUCAGUACAUCCAUAUUUGAGAACAAAAUUGUGUGCUUUGUAUGAAAAUGAUUCGAUAUUCGAUAAAUUUGAAUGUGAUUGGAGUGGUGAUGAUAAGUGAGUUGGUUUUGGAAGAAGUUGGUAUGGAAAUGAGCUAAAAUUUGGAAUUUUCGGAGAAUUUUGUAACUCGAAUCAGUUUUUGGGCUACAUUUUGCUUUUAAAAAACCAGCCGAAAUGAGAGCCCAGAAUCAGAAUUUUUGACGUGAAUUUAAUUAGUAGCCGAGUUUUCUUCCAUUUUUUUGGUGUCUUAGGUCAUGGUCUAUUUUAUAUAAUUAUUGAAGAAAAAAGUUUUUCUUAUCAUCAACGUCAAAUUUUGUGGCACCAAAAUGAAACAAAAAUUUUUAAUUUUUUGUUUAAUUUCAGUGCCCCACAAUUUGACGUUGAUAAUAACAUUCCCCCAAAAUUCACUAUUUUUCAACAAAAUUUCAAGUUUUGUUAUAAACUUUCAUAUCUAAUUCAUCCCUAUUUCCUCUAUUCUUUCAGACAUAUUUUGACCGGUUCCUAUCAUAAUUUAUUCCGUUCCUAUGCACGUGGCACCAAUUCAAACGAUGCAAAAACAUGGGAAGCUCGACCGCAAGACACGCAUACUCAAUUGAAAUCAAGAUUUGUUGUGCCGUCGGCGAAACGAAAGAGGAAUCAAUUGUCACAAUCUGGAACUGAAUCGGUAAGAUUUGAAGGGAUUUUGGGCUGAAAAUUGGAAAUUUAUACUUGAAAUUCAUGAAUAUUGAUUAAAUUUGAGUUAUUCAUGAAAGUUCGAAGCAAACCGAAAAAUGUUGCAUUUCCAUAGAUCUUCCCAGCAUUUUUCCGCCCCUUAAAAAUUCCCGGAAAAAGUACGUUUCAAAAUUUUUAUAUCUAUUUUUCUGAUUAAAAUUCAAUGAUAGGCUUGGUUCACCCGUUUUCAAAAAUUAGAAAAAAGACAAAGUUAUUUGUAGCAAAAAAUGAAAAUCUGACACCUUUUUGGCAACAACUGUAUAUAGAUUUCCGUUAUAACUAUCGAAAAAAAAAUUAUAAUGCAAAUUUUACCUGGGUUAAAAAAAUUGAUACUUGAGGGCUGAAAAUUGUUUAUUUAAAAAUAACCCACAAAUACUGAAAUUUUCAUGGAAGCCCAACUAAAAUCCUAAAUUCUCUCAAAUUGAUCCAGAAACUAAAUAAACCCUGAUUUUUUGCAGCAAGGCGAAGAAGAUUUAUCCUCUGAUCAACUUCAAUUUGACCGAAAGAUCUUACACACAGCGUGGCAUCCAAAAGACAAUAUAAUUGCAUUGGCGGCCACCAACAAUUUGUACAUCUUUUCAGAUGUUUAA